GCAAAUCAGGCUCGAGCGCCUGGGUCUGUGCUCUAAACCCCACGCGGGGUGAACCAGUUCAAGCCACAGCAGUGGAGCAACCCUGGGAACAUAUCCUGGCACGCGCAGCAGUCAGCGGGCCCUAGGAGGACCUAGCGCCCUCUCACAAGGCCCAUAAGAAGCAGGCUCUGCGGAGCGGGUACGCGCAGCCAUGGUCUUCGCCAGUCGCGAGGAGGAGAUCGACUACCUCCGCGAUGAGUUAGAAAAAGCUGGCUACGACGAGACCUCCAAAAAGCAGUGGGACGAGGCGACCCUCGGCAGAGUCCGGAAGCUCCGGCAGCUCGAGGAAGAAGCGCCGCGCCGCCGCCGCGCCGACGUCUACGACGAGUCCGGCUCCGACGAGGAGGAGUCCGACGAGGAAGCCGAAGAGGUCGACGAGCAGGGCAUCUGCUGGUCGGGCGCGCGCGGCCCGGACAUGGAAGAGGAAGAGGCCGAGGCGCCGGCGCGGCGGCGCUGCGCCCACGUCAAGGAGGACGGCCGCCAGUGCCCAAACUUUGUCCUCGGUAGUAAUGAGAAGUGCGAGUCGGUGCAUAAAUCAAAUUGUCGCGUCGCAUCUCCGCCACUGAGCACCCCACUCACUGAUUGCCUUGCCCACAGGUGCGACUUCGACCCGACGCGGUUCUGCGGCCCGGCCUGCGCGGCGGCGGCCGCCGCGCGCGCCGAGGCCCUCGCGGCCAAGAUGGAGGCCGAGGCUUUGGAGCGCAAGCGCGCGCGGAGCGAGUCCGACGUCGGGGCCCGGAAGCCCGCCACCCGGCGGGCGGCGCCGGGCCUGAGCGACAUGAUGGCGGCCUGCGCGCGCGCGCCCGAGCCCGAGCCCGAGCCCGAGGCGCCGCCGUCGCCCGUCGCGAGGAAGAAGAAGAAAAAGAAGAAGCCCAAGAAGGCCAAGGAGGCCGUCCCCGACGAGAUCAUGACCAUCGUCGUCCGCGACCGCCGCAAAGAUUCGAGUGAAGAGGACACGACGGUCAAGCUCCGGACGUCGACGAAGCUCGCGCGGGUCUUCGGCGCCUACGCCGACGGGUUAGGUGCGUCUGUUGAUACUCUAAGGUUCCUGUACAAGGGCGGCGACGUCUAUGGAGACGAGACGGCCGGCGCCAUCGGCCUCGCGGAGGGCGCUUGUUUGGAAUGUGUCGACGGCGAUCCUCCUGCGAAGCAGAAGAAGCGCGUCACCGGCACGGUGGUCCGCUGGGACGGGUCCCGAGGCGGCAUCGAGCCGGCGGAGCAAGGGUCCGGCGGCCGCAUCGCCGUGCGCGUAUCCGGUGUUCGGCGCGGCACAUCUCUCCGAGUCGGAGAUAAAGUCGAGUACGCGAUCGGGCGCAAGGGCGACGCGCGCUUCGCGGUCGACGUCAUGGUCUACGCGCCGGCCGCCGAGGCCGACGAGGACAGCAAAGACGGAGCCGUCGUCACGCUCGCGAACCUGAACUACGACACGAAGCGCUACGACUUGAAGGAACACAUCGGUUCUAUCGUCGGCAAGUCCUUCGGCCGCGUCGAGCUCACGGCGAAGGGCCGCGCGGCCGUCGGCUUCCGGACGCUGGCGCAGGCCGAGGCCGCGGCGGCAGCGCUCGACGGCACGGAGCUCGCCGGGCGGUCGCUGUCGGCGCGCGUGCGCAAGGAAAGUCAAGGGCGGCGCCGCGCGCCGUCGCUCGACGUCGCCGAGGCGGCGGCGCCGGCCUCGCCGCGAGCGUCGCCCCGGGCGUCGCCAAGAGCUCCGGCCGCCUCCGCGGGCCGCGGGCGCGGGGCGGGCCGCGGCCGCGGCCGGGGCCGCGGCCGCGACGCCCCGAUCGCGCCGCCGCUGCGCCGCGCCCAAGUCAUCCCCGAGCACCUCCUCUCCGGCCCGCCGCCCCGGCGCCGCGUGGUGCCGCCGCCGCCAAGCUCGGAACCGCGCCGCCGCGGCAACGCCCCCGCGCGGGCGCCGCCGGCGCGGGCCGCGCCGACGGGCUCGAUCUCGACGGGCCUGUUGGGCGCGCCGCGCCUGCCGCGGCCGCCCGCCGCCGUGCUUCCGCACCGCGCGCCUCCCUCGGCUGACGCCGAAGAGAUGGCGCUGAACCGGGCCAUCGCGGCUUCCUGCCGCGAGAACUACGCUUCUUACGCGGGCGACAGCGACGCGAGCCUCCAGGCGGUCCUCGAGGCCUCGCGCCGAAGCGCGCCGCGCCAGAUUCGCCACGUAUCCCACGACGACGACGCGCAGCUGGCGGCCGCUUUACAAGCUUCGUUGCGCGAGACGACCCCGGCGCGCCCGGCGAUGACCGAGGACGAGCAGCUCGCCGCUGCCUUACAGGAGUCGCUCCAAGUCGUCACGCCGCCGUCGUCCUACGCUCCCUCAUCAUCGCUGGGCGGCGGCGCGACGCUCGAAAGCACCCUGGCCGCCUUCGACCUCCAGCGCCUCGUGCCCGUGCUUGCUCAAGAAGAUAUCCGCGACGUCGAGACCCUCGCGCUGCUCGAGGCCGAGGACCUGCGCGCCAUGGGCAUCCCGGUGGGCACGCGCUCCAAGCUCGCGCGCGUCAUCCAGACGCUUCAAGUCUAGCGGCGGGGCCGAUCCCUCGCCGCCGACCCCGCUCGUGUGCCGGUAGCGGUGUAGUAUCCCUUGUAACCCUAUAACACUUACGA
This is a messenger RNA of Pelagomonas calceolata, 2646 nucleotides long. The record is from the annotation of a GenBank genome assembly. NCBI's taxonomy places the organism in Eukaryota, Pelagophyceae, Pelagomonadales, Pelagomonadaceae.